AUGGCGUGGCACGGAAGCACCACGGUAAUGAUACAACACCUCAAAAGAAAACAUGUCGGAGUCAUCCAUGACGAGGAAGGGGGCUCGACAGCAGGAAAAAAACAACCAACAAUGAGUGGCUUCCUGAUUGGAAGAACAUCAUGUACACCACAGCAAGCAUCUGUCUUGACAGAUAGCGUCCUUAACAUGCUAGUCACUGACAUGAGGCCUCUGUCAAUGGUUGAAGAUGACGGCUUCAGGACGAUGAUUCACACCUUCUAUCCUGGUUACACUCUUCCCUCAAGGACCCAUUUCACUAGGCUUAUGGAGAGAAAAUAUGAGCAGACAUUCAAUGCAGUGAAGACUGCUUUGAACAACGGCAACAACAGCAAACUUGCUCUCACCACUGAUGUUUGGACAAGUGUAGCCAUUGAGGCCUACCUCGGUGUUACUUGUCACUACAUCACAGACGAUUGGGAAAUGAAGUCAAUCUGCCUCACUACCAUGCCACUGCAGGACAGACAUACUGGAUCCAACAUCGCCGAAUGGUUGGAAGAAGUUGUAGCCAGGUUUGAAAUCCCUCCUAGCAACAUCAUUGCCGUAGUCCAUGAUAAUGGUGCCAAUGUUGUGGCUGCGGCACGCAUCCUGGAGGAGAAGAAUGGGUGGUCCUCUGUGCGUUGCACUGGUCAUACCUUGCAACUUGUGAUCAAUGCUGCGUUAAAGCAUCCGAGCAUUGAAAAGGCUGUUGGGGCUGCAAGAUGUCUCGUGGAACAUUUUAAAAAAAGUGAGCUAGCCAGCGGUAAGCUACGAGCAAAACAACAACAGAUGGCCACACCUGAGCACAGCCUUGUUCAAGAUGUAAGCACAAGAUGGAACAGCACCUUUUAUAUGGUCAGUCGACUGAUUGAGCAAAGAUGGCCUGUAACAGCAACACUGUCUGACAUCUCUGUCACACAGAAAGGAAAAAGGUACCUUGAUUUGAAACCAGAACAGUGGAUCCUGCUAGAAGAACUUUUAAAAGCCCUAAAGCCUUUUGAAUGUGCCACUGUGUUCAUGAGUGCAGAGAAAUACACUACAAUAUCUGCAAUACCUCCACUUGUGAAGGGGCUAUUGAAGUCCACCGAGAGUGCUGCCUACGAGUCGGGCCCGUUGCAGGCUUUUCAAGUCACUGCUACCAAUCAGCUCCAGGAGCGAUGGAAAAGGGAGACUACCUUUUCAGACACAGCAGCAGCAAACACAGUGAUUCUUGCGUCAGCAUUUGACCCAAGGUUUAGGAAACUGAAGUUUCUUUCCCCUGAAGAAAUCCUUUGUGUUCAAAACAAAGUGCAAAGACUGGCGCUUGGAGAGAUGGAGAGGAAUUUGCAGCAGCCCGACACUUCCUCCGAUACAGCUUCUGCAUCAACAACUCCUACCACACUACUUGAUUCACUCCUUGGUUCCAGCAGUGAAGAAGGGGAUGGAUCAAGCGGAGAUGAUGAUGUCAACACAAAAGUACGGGAAGAAGUCCUCAGAUACUUUGGAGAAAAGAAACUUUCAAAGGAAGAAAACCCAUUGCAGUGGUGGAAAAACAACAUGGACAAAUAUCCGAUAAUGGCCAGGCUAGCCAAGUCCUACUUGUGUAUCCCUGGCACCUCAACACCAUCAGAGCGGCUGUUCUCUGCCGCAGGCAACAUAGCUUCAAAGAAGAGAGCCAGCCUUAGCCAGGAGCAUCACAGCUUUGCUCUGUCAAACCCCAGAAAGGAAGGUGGGACUGCAGGCCCACUAAGCGUUGUGUUAGCCCGAUCGCCGAUGGUUGGGGGAGUGUUGUUGCAGCAGUGCUACGAGGUCGCUAACCCAGUUAGGGUGCCCAGGAGUUUGGGAGGGCAGACUAAGCAUCCACUUCCCAUCUACUCCCCCGUGUGGCCCGGUGCUGCUGUUCCAACACCCCAGACCCGCUGGACUCUGGUGGAUCUCCAAGCCUUCGCUGGACCAAAGACAUGA
Molecule: messenger RNA, 1959 nt
Organism: Pleuronectes platessa (European plaice)
Lineage: Eukaryota; Metazoa; Chordata; Actinopteri; Pleuronectiformes; Pleuronectidae
Product: E3 SUMO-protein ligase ZBED1
Exons: 3
Coding region: 1-1959 (652 amino acids)
Molecular function (GO): protein dimerization activity
Source: RefSeq, a predicted model, not a curated record